AUGGCCCAACACCAUGAACCCACCUCUCUCUGGUGGCCGGAAGAGAGAAUCAAGGCCACGCUCGACACCAAGUUUAUCGUUAGUCGCCUGCGUCCCGAAAGGGUGCCGAUGCUUUUGGAUCUGCCGCGCUGGGGGGAAGAUCUGACGAGUGUGACAUACAUGGAAUGGAUCUUGCUCAAAGCGGGUCGUCUAUUCCUCAUUCUCGAUGCCAUUGGUAUUCCCGAUCGCAUAUUCAGCCUCGUCGACGAGUCCCGCGACGAUGACGAUCUCCCGAUGGCCGAGCCGAACAUUGAUAUGCUGAACUUGAGCCCGGAUGGCAACAACCCUGCCCUCGAUGCUCGAUUCUUUCAAGCUCAAUGGCGCUUCUUGGUGCGGGGGAUUGCCGAGGGUGAGCAUGUCACUUAUACUGGAAAUGAAGGUGUUCCGGUGGAGGUCGUGCGGGCCAUCACCAGCGCCGGAGUUCAAGGUCGGGAUGAUACAGUCGACAAGGUCAUACUCGCCGGGUCGGUGUCUCGCGUCCUCAUGCGCACCCAAGUACAAGUCGGUGGAGCACCAUACUUUUUCACCUCUGAGGAGGUACUGGCCGAGGUCAAGAAGCUACGGAAGUUGGCACACCGACACCUCGUCUCCAUAUAUGCCUCAUACUUCGUCGAUGACACUGUAUGUGCACUCUUCACCGGCGCCGAGGCAGAUCGUACUCUAAACAGCUUCCUGACGGAUGAACCGCCGACCUUCAAACGUCUGGCCAAAGAGCAGCGCCGCCAGACAUUGAUUACCUGGCCACAUUGUCUGGUAUCCGCACUAUACUGGCUGCAUGCUCGUGGCCACGCACACGCGGCCAUUCGACCAUCCAACAUUCUCAUUGACCCCAAUUUCCAUAUCUACCUUGGCCAAUUCCAAGCCCUAGAUUCUCUGCUGGCACCGCCUCGAGUUAACGAUCUCGAGUCGUACCAGUACUCAGCACCUGAGCGCUGGGUCCGCACCGCUACUCCCAUCCAACCAGCCGCUGCACCAAGUCGUACUAUCCUCCCAUCUGGAGGUCGCACCGCACGAAGAAGAAAACCCGAGAAACUAGCCCUGUCUCCUCUAGAUGAAAACUCACAAACAUCACCCGACUUCCCUCGCCCAGACUCAGCCGGCUCAAAGGGCACGGUGAUCCGCAUCGGACUACCCGGCUCACCAUCCCGCUUCUCCUUCGCCUUCUCGUCCUCAUCCUCGUCCUCGGCCGCGUCAUCAGGGCCCAAUGAAGCAAUCUCGGUAAAGCAACAACGGCUGCCACUCUGGGUUACAAGACCUAGAAAGAUGCUCUCAACACCAUCCCUCGCCUCAUCCCACUCUUCUGCCUCUUCCUCCUCAGGCUCCUCGGUAACCCUACCAACCUCAUCAUCCUCACUCGGCCCAACAGUCCUCAGCACCUGGGAAUCCCACCAAACAAACAACUCCAUGCCCUCAGACCUCUUCUCCCUAGCCGCUACAAUCCUCGACAUCCUAACCCACGUGUGCAAACGCUCCAUAUCCUCCUUCGCCUCCCAUCGAAGCGCCCGCAACCGCUCCGCCGGUCGUGGAGGUGGCAUGGCCGAUGCAUCAUUCCACCUCUCCCGAAACGCAGUGCAGGUCCAAUCAUGGAUCGCCCUUCUAGAAGGCGACGCACUGAAACGGUGUCGUCGAGGCCGAGGCAGUGACCGGUUCUUCUAUGCCGUGCCGCCAAUUCUGAUGGUUAUCCGGGCGAUGUUAGCGCCGGAGCCGGAGAAGAGGCCUAGUGCGCGGCGGGUGCAGAAGUGUUUUGCGAAUGCGAUUCGGGAAAUUCCGAUGUUGCGGGGUGAGAGUGUGCAGCUGCAUUGUGUGGAUCCUGAGAAGGACGAGACGAGGAGAAAGAAGGAGGAGGAGAGGCAGGCGGAAGGGGAGAGGAUAAGGGAAUUGGAAAGAAAGAUGGUUGAGGAGGGGUCGGAGGAGAAGAAGGCAGAGACGAUUCUUACUUCAAGUUCUGUUUCUGAGUUUGAUUUUGGGUUCUCUGAGGUUGGGAGUGAUAGCGAGUCGGAUCAGCAGGAUCGGGAGGGUGUUCCUGAGGUUGUUAACGACGAGAGUGAUGCGGAAUCUCUGAUUAUACCCGUGGAGCGAGUGUCUCCUCAAUUGUCGCAGCCGAACCUGGAUUCCCAUUUGACUGGGAUAGAGGGAUUGACAAUUCGCGAGUAG
Messenger RNA from Penicillium cinerascens, 2193 nucleotides. RefSeq names its product protein kinase domain-containing protein. The record is from RefSeq and is a predicted model, not a curated record. The transcript has a single exon. Lineage: Eukaryota; Fungi; Ascomycota; Eurotiomycetes; Eurotiales; Aspergillaceae. Bases 1 to 2193 code for a protein of 730 amino acids. Gene Ontology annotation, biological process: protein phosphorylation. Gene Ontology annotation, molecular function: protein kinase activity; ATP binding.